Molecule: messenger RNA, 1614 nt
Organism: Priapulus caudatus
Lineage: Eukaryota; Metazoa; Priapulida; Priapulimorpha; Priapulimorphida; Priapulidae
Product: homeobox protein engrailed-1a-like
Exons: 2
Coding region: 1-810 (269 amino acids)
Biological process (GO): regulation of transcription by RNA polymerase II; multicellular organism development; neuron differentiation
Cellular component (GO): nucleus
Molecular function (GO): DNA-binding transcription factor activity, RNA polymerase II-specific; RNA polymerase II cis-regulatory region sequence-specific DNA binding
Source: RefSeq, a predicted model, not a curated record
AUGUCCGAACACGGCGCGACGGGGUACGCUAGCGGCGACGACGCCCGUGCAGCUGCCGAGCGAAGUCAGUCCGGAUCGAGUCCGGAGGCGGAUCCGCGGUGGCGGCCGGACGCGGGCGCCGACGAGCGGCACGCUGAAACGAACUUCGGUCCGGAUUCGCGUCGUGAUGCGAUUGCAUCGUACGCCGACGCCGAGGAGGACUCGACGUGCGACACGCACAGCGGCGACAGCGAGGCAAGUAGCGCCGGAAACGUCGCUGCGUCGCGACAUCCGCCGCCGCCGACGACGACGCCGACGACGACGGCCGCCAGCAUCAAGUUUUCAAUCGAGAACAUUCUGCGACCGGACUUUGGCCGAGCGAGCGCCGACAGUGCGUCGGCUCACCAGGAGCAGCAGCGUGGCGACGACGCCGACGACGACGCCACCUAUCGGAAGCAGCCGAUCAUGUGGCCGGCGUGGGUCUACUGUACACGCUAUUCGGACAGACCGUCAUCAGGUAGACCGCGCACGCGCAGAGCGAAGUCGAAGAAGCCGAGCGAGAAGCGCCCACGUACGGCGUUCACGAACGAGCAGCUGUCGCGUCUGAAGAAGGAAUUCCAGGAGAACCGCUACCUGACCGAGCAGCGCCGCCAGGAGCUGGCCAAGGACCUGGCGCUGAACGAGAGUCAGAUCAAGAUCUGGUUCCAGAAUAAACGAGCGAAGAUCAAGAAGUCGCAGGGCGUGCGCAACGGGCUCGCGCUGCACUUAAUGGCGCAAGGUCUGUACAAUCACACGACGACGGCCGAGUAUUCACACAUUCCGACGAAAUGACUUUCUACCGACGAAUCGAAGCGGCGGAACGAGAUCGUCUCUCGCCGUGUUUUCACUCCGUAAUUAUUCCGUAAUUCUGUUCAUGUUUCGACUGGAAACUGCUGACCGUUUUGUCACGCUUUCCUGAUAUUAUAAUAUAUUGACUACUAGGUUCGAUUAUAGUGAUGACGAAUCGUCGCCGUAUGACGUCACGUGUGUGACGUUACUGUGGAAAUAGACCUUUCCGCUCCUACAUUCGCCGAACGUGUGCGUUUCAUUUUAAUUAAUUUCUGAUUGGCUGAGCGUGUUACCCAGGUUCGAUGACUAAUGGUUGCGUCACCGGUACGUGUGGGUCUGAUGUACCCAUCAUAAUCUGAUUCGUUUUAAUAGAUCCACGCAUGCCUGAAAUUCCUAAGAAAUUCGUUUCGUGAGUCUUGGUGAAAAGGUCUAUUGUCCACUUGCUAACGGGAUCCGUUUACAUAAUAUAUAAUAUUAUAUAUAUAUACAUAUAUAUAUAUAUAUAUAUAUUAUAUAGGCACAUGUGACGUUGCACAUAUGACGUCAGACUAUCGACGUGAGCGUGAAAGAUAAGCUAAUGUCACUGCGACACAGAAUGCGCAUGCGUAGACCGUAUACGGCCUUCAAUAGUCUAUACGUAAUAUUUUACGCGAUCUUCGUUGCUGAUAGAGUGGAAACUCGUUCUACCGAAGAUGAUGUAUUUCGUAUUUUCGUUGUUUCAUAGAUGGAGUCGUUUUUCUCAUUUUUAUUAAUUUCGUCGAUUCGUUUGUGAAACCGCGUUUACUGUUAGUCAUUUAAAUGCAAUUG